UGAUGAAACGUUCUAUGAUGAAGUAGAAAUCAUGUCGAAAACUUAUGCAGCAGCUGAUGUUGAAAAACAAGCUCCUCCAUCUAAAGUAGAAGUACUUACCCCACCCCCUGCAGAUGUAACAACCAGAAUUGUAAUUCCGAAAAAUAAAUGUCUCGUAUGCCUUCUAUUUGUCAAACCUAAAUAUUGGUUCAAAUUUGCAUUGGAGCCAGACCACAUUAUAUUCCAGUAUGUUUGGUACACGACAUUUUUGGCAACAUGCUAUCAGAUGUUCAUGAUUCCUUAUAUGUUCGCAAGCCAGAACUUCAAUCACUAUAUAUUUAUUACCACUCUGUGUUUCGAGCCAGUUUUUUACAUACGGAUCUUCUUUUUCAUGCAUGAAGCUUACUUAGACAAUUAUGGAACAUACGUGAGAAAGUUCAGACUCAUUAUAAGACAUUACCUGAAGGAUUAUAAACGCGUUUGCUGGGAUGUCAUUCCCAACCUUCCCUUAUAUCUAAUGUACCCCAUUGUUGAACCAAAGAACCAGAUGUUCCUCUUCAGUUGCCUCAGACUCUUUCAUCUGUUACGUUGGAGGUACAUUUUUCAAGCCUUUGCUGUGUGGUCCGCUCCCUUAAUGGCACGAAGAGCCCCUAUACUGAUCACCAAAAUGAUAGUGGUUUUUUUAUUGAUUAUUCAUUACUUCGCACUGAGCGCCUUCAUUAUAUUCAGCAACUUUGGAGAUUUCUCAAAAAGUUCAAGGGUCUACCUGCGCAAUGCGAAUCCUUUAGAAUCAUAUUUAACAUGUCUCUACUUCAUCUCGAGCAUUAUAUCAACAACAGGUACAGGAGACAUAAUACCUGAAAAUACUUUAGAAUUGGCUUUCACAAUCAUCGUUAUGAUAUCGACGAAAACAAUUUACGCUGUUUUAAUUGUAUGUUUCUUGAUGGGAAUUAGAAUUCUUUCCCAACACAUAAUAAACUAUGAACACAAAGUUAUGAGGAUGAAGAAAUUCCUUCAAAAUCAAGGACUUUCAGAUUAUCUCAUGGAGAAAUUAUGGAUUUAUAUCAAACAAAUUUGGAACAGGGAGAAUGGGUUGCAUAUGCCUGAAUUACUUGAGAAGGCUCCCUAUGUUAUGAAAGGUGAAAUUAUGCGAGAAAUAUUUUCGGUGCAUUUGAGAAGAGGAUACCUUUUCAAAGAUAUCAACGAAGCACUUCUGACACAAAUAUGUGGCCAUCUGAGACGUGUUGUUUUCUUCAAAGGAAAUUAUAUCGUUCAAAACGGUGACACUAAUGCCUCCAUGUAUUGGAUCCACCGUGGACAAGUCAGCGUCCUCACAGUACACCCGAAUUUGACCGAAACACGUCAUGAAAUGCUGUAUGUUCAUGAUAUGUUUGGUCUGGCCCAAGGCUUAAAUUAUGGUAUGGCCCAUAAGUAUAGCUACAGGGCUGAAACACAAUGUGAUAUUCUGGUUUUACAACUGGAAACGUGGGAAUGUGUCCUUCAACAUUUCCCUCAUGAUAAGGAAAUAAUAUAUAAGCGAAUGAUGGAUACUUAUACGAUACUGUAAUGUUUUUUUUUACGAAAGAUUAUUUGUAAGUUCAUAAUAAACAUUGAAUAUUUA
Messenger RNA from Coccinella septempunctata (seven-spotted ladybird), 1600 nucleotides. Its product is annotated as potassium voltage-gated channel unc-103-like. Gene Ontology annotation, molecular function: voltage-gated potassium channel activity. The transcript has 7 exons. NCBI's taxonomy places the organism in Eukaryota, Metazoa, Arthropoda, Insecta, Coleoptera, Coccinellidae. Gene Ontology annotation, biological process: potassium ion transmembrane transport; regulation of membrane potential. The record is from RefSeq and is a predicted model, not a curated record. The coding region runs from base 32 to 1546 and encodes 504 amino acids.